UAGAACUGGAGUCAUCAGUGCCGUGGCGUUUUCGUUGCUUCAGCUCAGCUUGUGCAUAGUGCAUGCAGUUGCUCCGUGGAGUCAUUUUUAAAGCCUCUCUGACGGGUGUAGUCGGCGUUGGUGUUCUGAAGUUUGGACUUCGAUAAUCACCGACGUAACUGUUGAGUCGUUGGCAUUGUUUCAUCGAAGAGUGCGAGCGCAAUGGAUGCAGCUUCGUGUAAGAGGGCGCUGAGGGUGAAGGUUACCACGACGAUUCGGAUUACAGAUGUCGUCGCGGUUGCUCGCGUGCGCAUCAGAUUUGGAGUUGGUUCUCUUGUCGCCUUUCUUUUUCGGCACAACGCCAACGGAGACGACAAUCUGCUGAGGCUUAGCUUCGAAAGGGAUUUCUGCAAGGAUCGACUUACUAGAAGGUGCGUCUACUUUUCAGAGAAUACAGAAGUUUUUUCUUGUUUUAAUUUCUUUGACUUUCGCGGGCCUGACAGAAGCCAUGUGGUACUGCCGUUUCGGGGAACAUAGCGUAUCGCUAGAGGAUCAACGUAGGAUCCAGAUGCGUACCAAGCAGGAGAUGCAGCUACGGCGUGCGGUAGUUGAUGUAGUUGCUUUCUAUUCUUGCACGACCUGCAAUAAUUUUUUUUGAAGUGGAGGGAAGAAAAAAGUGCCACUGCAUAUUAUUGAUGUUAUUGAUGUGUAUUAAAGAACAAUCUUUCAUUCAACUCCAGGUUCUGGUCGCCCGCAAGGAAGUUGUGCUGCAGCAGCGGUGCCAAAGAAAGGAGAAGCGAUACGAUCGCUUUUUGAAGCUGAAGGAAUCUUGCCUCAACAUCAAGAUCACAGACAGACCCGGUGGCGCAUUCGCCCCCGCACGCCGUACCCGUAGCAAGUCGGCGAAGCGCGCAAAGACUCCGCGGAAAGACGCGUCACUACCCCGACCGGAGCUUUUGUCUACCAAGCAACCGACUUCAUCUGACAGUGAGCAAAAAAAGAAAGGUUCCGCAGAAAAGCCGAAAAAGCCACCGCCCUUCUAUCCGUCAAGCGCGUUUGCCAGCUUCACGGAGACAAAAGCUCCGGGAAAGCAGGAGGUAUUAUUAUUCUUGGUGCGUACACGUAGCGUCCAGGAUAUGAUUUUUUCCGUCGACGGUUUUGCACGCUCAGCCUGAGAAGUUUUACUCUUCUCAAUCCCGCUUCCGUUAUUUUCCAAUUGAAUCCCUGACACCGAAACAGGAUCGCCUGAUGCUGAGUGCGAGCAGUGCGCGCAACGUGCUCUCCUCGUCGCGCGCGUCCUCUCCAAAUCAAUCACGCGCCCGGACCGGCUCGACAUCUGACGUGCAAAAACUUCUCGGAGCGAUCGCGAGCACCUCCAAGCGCAGCGCCCGCUCGCCGAAAAACGAAGUCGGCGGCAUCGCGGGCCAGGGGCGUAGCUUCGUCGAGCGUGUAGCGCUGGAACUCCGCUCGGUGAAGAGCCCCAGCAAACGCGGCCAACUCGACGACGAGGCCACCGAGAAAUUGCUGAAGGAGCUAGCGAGCAAGGUCCGGGACGCUUCAGUGGAGAUUGAGCGCGGCGGCAAGCCAGGAUUUGCCUCCAGCGCCUCUUCGUCGAAGCAAAACAGCGCACGGAACCGGGCGAGAUAUUACAAUGAAAAAUGCCCCCACCCCCGAACUUGGGAGAAUUUGUAUUGCAAACCUUUCCAAAUGAAACAUUCACCCUCUUGCAUCUAUCAGCAUCACAGGUUUCCAAUCGUGAACAGCAAGAAUGUAUUGUAUUGCAAAAGACCCCAGCAAGAGCGGCGCUUGUCAUGCAAGCGAUGCGAUACACGCCUA
Amoebophrya sp. A120 is the source of this 1815-nucleotide messenger RNA. The record is from the annotation of a GenBank genome assembly. NCBI's taxonomy places the organism in Eukaryota, Dinophyceae, Syndiniales, Amoebophryaceae.